Molecule: messenger RNA, 1192 nt
Organism: Melanaphis sacchari
Lineage: Eukaryota; Metazoa; Arthropoda; Insecta; Hemiptera; Aphididae
Product: rho GTPase-activating protein 190-like
Exons: 5
Coding region: 420-1106 (228 amino acids)
Molecular function (GO): GTPase activity; GTP binding
Source: RefSeq, a predicted model, not a curated record
AGUGCAUACAUAAUAAUUUAUAAUUAAAAUAUAUUCCAGUUAAAGACAAUUAUUUGGUACUAUAGCACAAAAUAUUGUUAUGAGUUAUCGACGUCUUAAAGACAACAAAAUAUAUUGGUAUGAUACAAUAAUCCAUUGGUAUAGUUUUACAUUAAAGGACGUGAUGGUCAUGAUGUCUACAUGUGCUGUCUUACAAACGUGCAACAUAGAAAAUUUACAUAACAAGAUCCAUUUUGUGUUGUUGAUUUUAAUAUCAUAUUAAAUUGAACUGUUAUCAAAUUUAAAGUCGUUUGAAAAGACAAUACGAAAAGACAACUGCUAUACCACGUUGUAUUAAUGUUGCUGUUGUGGGGCUUUCUGGUACAGAGAAAGAAAAGGGAGCAGAGGGAGUUGGUAAAUCAUGUCUAUGUAACAGAUUUAUGAGAAUAACAUCUAAUGACUUCAAAGAUGAUCAUAUUUCUUUAUUAAGCAAUUCUGAUUUUAGUGGACGAGUUGUUAAUAACGAUAAUUUUUUAUACUGGGGAGAUGUUAUAAAAACGUCUGAAGAAGGUACUGAGUACAUGUUUCGUGUCAUUGAACAAACUGAGUUUAUAGAUGAUUCAACAUUUCAACCGUUUAGUGGAGUUAAAAUGGAUCCAUAUAUCAAACGCUGUGUGGCUACUACGAUUGAAUCGCCUGAAAAAUUAAUGUAUAUUUGUAGAAGCCAAUUAGGUGUCGAAGAAAAAUAUGAGCAAAAAGUAUUACCUCCCGGUGAAUUCAAUGUCGAUGGUUUUAUAUGCGUGUUUGAUGUCAGUGUAGUACCUGGUCGUAGUAUUGUAAAACAAUUGGAAACUGUGACUAAUAUAUUAAAAAAUAUAAAGAAUACAAAAAAACCAGUGGUAUUAGUAACUACAAAAAAUGAUAAAUUUCAUGAAGCAUAUGUUCAAGAAGUUCAAAAACUUGUAUCUCAAAAUGAAUUUAAGAAAGCUGUACCAAUUGUAGAAACAUCUGCUUAUCUGAAUAUUAAUGUUGAUGUCGCUUUUAUAGUUCUAGCUCAUAUUAUUGAUAGAUUUAAAGGCCGUACAAAAAUAGUUCCUUAUUUGGAAUCUGUUAAAAACGAAUACUGAUGCAAACCAGACGUUGGUACGAUUAUAAGUAAAUCCAGAAAUGUUUAUCAUUCUCUGUUUACGUAGUACGUAUCUAUAAGUAUGAA